This is a messenger RNA of Haemonchus placei, 201 nucleotides long. The record is from the annotation of a GenBank genome assembly. Lineage: Eukaryota; Metazoa; Nematoda; Chromadorea; Rhabditida; Trichostrongylidae.
AUGUCGGAGCAUGCAGAGGAAUCUGAAGACAGUGAAGGACUUCUUAAGGACGCUUUUGAUGAAGAUACACUUACACAGUUAAGCAGCCUGAUCGCUUCCGGUAGGGGUGUACGAAUGGACGAAACACCAGCGUUCAAUAUGCGUCUCAUUGCUGAGGUAAGGUGCACUCAGAAAGUGAUUUUUUCUUUCGGUCGAGUUUAA